Molecule: messenger RNA, 1254 nt
Organism: Mercenaria mercenaria
Lineage: Eukaryota; Metazoa; Mollusca; Bivalvia; Venerida; Veneridae
Product: nucleotidyltransferase MB21D2-like
Exons: 1
Coding region: 1-1254 (417 amino acids)
Source: RefSeq, a predicted model, not a curated record
AUGUCGAAAAACGAAGACAGGGAGUUAUCACUUUUGAUCUGCUCCACACUAGAUACCUUUGGCUUCAAGAAACAAAAUGUUUCUAUGCGAUCAAAAUAUUUGGAAGAAGAUGUAAACUGUUUAUUUGGAACUCUAGAAAAAAUUGGCAAUCCCUAUAUGGUAACUGUUGUAGGAAGUUCAGGCGAGGGAGUUCAACUUUCAGAUAGCGAUACGGACUUAAUGUCUGUUAUCAGAGAUGUAGUGUGUGUGGACAAAGGAUGUAUCAACGAAAAUUUUACAGUCUUGGAAACGGAUUACACUUACACGGCUCCUGGUUACACUAAAGUAGUUUCUACAUACAUUCCGAGAAUUUCUGCAGUAAACAAUUUCCAAACAUCACCCAUCUUCUAUUUCUCAUGCAUGUAUGACACGUUGGCAAGGUAUCCAUACAUAUCUAGUGAAAAAAUAAGAAAUCUGUAUCGUCAUAUUGAUAGUCCUUUGUCAGGCAUUGUGAAACACGACUGGCCAUAUGAAACAGCUACUAAUGGACCAGCUUUCACGGUUACAGGCACAGACACUUCCCGUUUUGACAAUGAUAAUGUUUUCUCUAUAUGCUUCUAUGGAGGUGAAUACUUAAAGAAGUGGGCAAACAGGACCAGAUUUUGCACGUGGUCUUCGUGUGAGAUUGUGAAAGAAAUUUCAGAAAUGGAAGGAUAUAUUGUGCCUAUUGGCGAUAAGGAGAGCGAUAACCAAAACAUCGAGUGGAGAAUAUGUUAUACUACUGCAGAGAAAAAAUUAGUUUCAAGUUUAAGUGACAUUCAAAUGAAAAUGUACGUUUUGCUGAAAAUGGUAACAAAGACUCUUUUGAAGCCAAAAUGUAAAGCUUUAACUUCUUAUGUCGUGAAAAAUGUUAUUUUUUGGAUUGUGGAAAGAACGCACGCGCGCGAGUUCUCGCCAGAUCUUUUAGUAAAUCUAAUACAAAAAUCAUUGCAUUUAAUCAAAUGUUUCUUAGAGAAUAAUCACUUUCCAAAUUACAUGAUACCUGAGAGAAAUCUUUUAAGAGGUGCAGUCUACGGCCAGGAGAAAAGAGACUUAAUUCAUUUUCUGUCCGCGUGCUUACAAGAAGGCAGAACUAUACUCCUUAAGAUUCCAAAGCUGUAUCAUUGUGUUUCGUUAAUGGUUACAAACCCAGACAAUAUGAUCAUGUAUGGUAAAUGGAGAAAGGACAAAUAUUUGAAAAUUUUGACCUACGUUAUACAACAGCUGAUGAUUUAA